AUGCUGAAGAGCUGCGGGAGGAAGCUGCUCCUGUCCCUCGUGGGCUCCAUGUUCACCUGCCUCCUGGUGCUCAUGGUGGAGCCGCCGGGGAGGCCGGGGCUGGCCCGGGGGGAGGCCGGCGGGGCGCAGCGGGCGCUGCAGAGCCUGGGGGCGGCGGCGGCCGUGGCACCCCCGGCGGCGCAGGGGCCUCCCGGGCUCCGCAGCUUCGCCGAUUACUUCGGGAGGCUGAGCCGAGCGCGGCGGGAGCUGCCCCCUGCCCCGCCGAGCCCCCCGCGGCCGCCGGCCGAGGACAUCUCCCCCCGCGAUGUCUUCAUCGCCGUCAAGACCACCAAGAAGUUUCACAAGGCGCGGCUAGAGCUGCUGCUCGACACCUGGAUCUCCCGCAACCGCGACAUGACCUUCAUCUUCACUGACGGGGAGGAUGAGGAGCUGAAGAAGCAAGCACGAAAUGUCAUCAACACCAACUGCUCGGCUGCCCACAGCCGCCAGGCCCUGUCCUGCAAGAUGGCUGUGGAGUAUGACAAGUUCAUUGAGUCUGGCAGAAAAUGGUUCUGCCAUGUGGACGAUGACAACUACGUGAAUGUGCGGAUGCUGGUGAAGCUGCUCUCCAGCUACCCCCACACACAGGACAUCUACAUUGGGAAGCCCAGCCUGGACCGGCCCAUCCAGGCUACAGAGAGGAUCAGUGAGAACAAGAUGCAUCCUGUGCAUUUCUGGUUUGCCACGGGUGGAGCAGGGUUCUGUAUCAGCCGGGGGCUGGCACUGAAGAUGAGCCCGUGGGCCAGUGGGGGUCACUUCAUGAGCACUGCAGAGAAGAUCCGCCUGCCCGACGACUGCACCAUCGGCUACAUCAUCGAGUCCGUGCUGGGUGUGAAGCUCAUCCGGAGCAACCUCUUCCACUCCCACCUGGAGAACCUUCACCAGGUGCCCAAGUCGGAGAUCCACAAACAGGUGACACUGAGCUAUGGCAUGUUUGAAAACAAGCGCAACUCCAUCCACAUGAAGGGAGCCUUCUCUGUCGAGGAGGACCCAUCCAGGUUCCGCUCCGUGCACUGCCUGCUGUACCCCGACACGCCGUGGUGCCCCACCAACAUGGUUUACUAG
Messenger RNA from Cinclus cinclus, 1104 nucleotides. RefSeq names its product LFNG O-fucosylpeptide 3-beta-N-acetylglucosaminyltransferase (gene LFNG). The transcript is spliced from 8 exons. The record is from RefSeq and is a predicted model, not a curated record. NCBI's taxonomy places the organism in Eukaryota, Metazoa, Chordata, Aves, Passeriformes, Cinclidae. Gene Ontology annotation, cellular component: Golgi membrane. Gene Ontology annotation, biological process: regulation of Notch signaling pathway; pattern specification process. Gene Ontology annotation, molecular function: O-fucosylpeptide 3-beta-N-acetylglucosaminyltransferase activity. The coding region runs from base 1 to 1104 and encodes 367 amino acids.